CCUAGAACUCCCUCUGUGUUUCCUUCCAUUUGUUCCUUUCAGCAACAAUGGCAGCUAUGCUGCGACCGCAGAUCAUAUUGCUGAAGGAGGGUACGGAUACGUCCCAGGGGAAGGCGCAGCUUGUCAGCAAUAUAAACGCCUGCACGGCGGUGGCGGACGUGGUCAGGACCACUCUCGGCCCCCGAGGGAUGGACAAGCUCAUUCACGACGAAAAGGGCUGCGUCACCAUAUCCAAUGACGGUGCCACCAUUAUGAAGCUGCUUGACAUAGUUCAUCCUGCUGCCAAGAUCCUCGUAGACAUUGCCAAGUCCCAGGACUCUGAGGUUGGUGAUGGAACCACGACUGUAGUUCUACUUGCAGCAGAGUUCUUGAAGGAGGCCAAACCUUUUAUAGAAGAUGGGGUCCACCCACAGAACAUGAUACGCAGCUACCGUACUGCAGGCUACUUGGCAAUUGAGAAGAUCAACGAAUUAGCUGUUAGUAUAGAAGGGAAAAGUCUAGAAGAGAAGAAAAGCUUAUUAGCUAAAUGUGCGGCAACAACACUCUCCUCAAAACUCAUUGGUGGAGAAAGGGAGUUCUUUGCAUCAAUGGUGGUCAAUGCUGUCAUUGCAAUUGGGAAUGAUGAUAGACUAAAUAUGAUUGGAAUCAAGAAGGUUCCUGGUGGUACCAUGCGGGACUCUUUUCUAGUAAAUGGUGUUGCCUUUAAGAAGACAUUUUCGUAUGCAGGUUUUGAACAGCAGCCAAAGAAGUUUGUGAAUCCCAAGAUUCUUUUACUGAACAUUGAAUUGGAACUGAAAUCUGAAAAAGAAAAUGCUGAGAUAAGACUUUCAGAUCCAUCACAGUAUCAGUCAAUUGUUGAUGCUGAAUGGAAUAUCAUCUAUGAUAAGCUGGAUAAAUGCGUGAAGAGUGGUGCCAAAGUUGUUCUUUCACGGUUGGCCAUUGGAGAUCUGGCAACACAGUAUUUUGCGGAUAGAGAUGUUUUCUGUGCUGGUCGUGUAGCUGAGGAAGACUUGCAGCGGGUUGCUGCUGCAACUGGGGGUAAUGUACAGACAUCUGUCAACAAUAUUAUUGAUGAGGUUCUUGGAACUUGUGAGGUUUUUGAGGAAAGGCAGGUUGGGAAUGAGAGGUUUAACAUAUUCAGUGGGUGUCCAUCAGGACAGACAGCUACUAUAGUACUUCGUGGUGGAGCUGAUCAGUUUAUUGAGGAAGCUGAGAGGAGUUUACAUGAUGCAAUCAUGAUUGUUAGAAGAGCCUUGAAGAACUCUACUGUAGUUGCUGGAGGUGGUGCCAUAGAUAUGGAGAUAAGUAAAUACUUGAGGCACCAUGCACGUACUAUAGCUGGGAAGUCUCAGCUUUUUAUUAACUCUUACGCAAAAGCUCUUGAGGUUAUUCCACGGCAACUAUGUGACAAUGCUGGAUUUGAUGCAACUGAUGUGUUGAACAAACUAAGACAGAAGCAUGCACUUCCAUCUGGUGAGGGUGCACCUUAUGGAGUGGAUAUAAACACUGGUGGAAUUGCAGAUUCAUUCUCUAAUUUCGUCUGGGAGCCAGCAGUUGUUAAGAUAAAUGCCAUCAAUGCUGCCACUGAAGCCGCCUGCCUUGUUUUAAGUGUGGAUGAAACAGUAAAGAACCCUAAGUCUGAGAGUGCUCAAGGAGAAGCUGCUGCAAGUGCCAUGGGUAGAGGGCGAGGAGGUGCUUUCCAUGGUCGCGGACGAGGGAUGCGGAGACAAUGAGCCCUUCCAGUUUUAAACUGAACCUGUUCAGGUUAGCGAAUGAAAUGUCAAGGAAGGUUUUAGUUAGGUUUUGUGCUUCACGACUUCCUUUGCGUGUUUUUUGAAUACCAAAUUGUCUCCCUGGCUGUGGCCGUCUAUCAUUUUGACACAGAAUUUGUGCGUUGAUUGUUAUUGGUGGCUUCUUUGAUAAUAUGGAAGGGCCGCUGUUUUUUGUUGGCUUGUAGAAGUAACUCAUUUUUCAAACCCAUUUUAGUGGAAAAUUAGACAGGGGAAUUGGCUUUUUACAUGUAUACUGUGGAAUAGUGAUUUCAUGCUCAAAGUAUAAAAUUAGGCUAAACUG
Rubroshorea leprosula is the source of this 2073-nucleotide messenger RNA. The record is from the annotation of a GenBank genome assembly. NCBI's taxonomy places the organism in Eukaryota, Viridiplantae, Streptophyta, Magnoliopsida, Malvales, Dipterocarpaceae.